GUCGUGACCCGGCGGGCAUGGACUCGCCGCCAUUUUGUUUUGUUGUUUGGCUUCGUUCUUCGGCGUUGUUUGAGUUUGUCUCCACAAUUUUCACAUUUUUUUCAUCUGUUUGGGUCAUUCGAUAUUAAAAAAGAAGACUAAAAAUGUCGAGCGGACGAAGCGAUUGUAGGAUCUACGUUGGAAAUUUGCCCCCGGAUAUCCGCACCAAAGAUAUCCAAGAUUUGUUCUACAAAUUCGGUAAGGUAACGUUUGUAGACUUGAAGAAUCGACGGGGGCCCCCUUUUGCUUUUGUGGAAUUUGAAGAUAAUAGGGAUGCAGAAGAUGCAGUUCACGCCAGAGAUGGAUAUGACUAUGAUGGCUACCGCCUCAGGGUAGAAUUCCCCAGAGGAGGUAGUGGAAGUAGCAGUGGCGGAGGAAGUGGUGGACGGGGCCGUGGAGAUGGCGGUGGUUUCAGAGGAGGCGGACGUGGUAGAGGAAACAGGGGUCCUCCAGCCAGACGAAGCCAAUACAGGGUUUUAGUCACAGGACUGCCACCUAGCGGAUCGUGGCAAGACUUAAAGGAUCACAUGAGGGAAGCCGGAGAUGUAUGUUUUGCUGACGCUUUUAAAGAUGGAUCUGGAGUGGUUGAAUUUUUAAGAUACGAAGACAUGAAGUAUGCCAUCAAAAAGUUGGAUGAUUCAAGAUUUAGGUCUCAUGAGGGUGAGGUGGCAUAUAUCAGAGUAAAAGAAGACAAAGGUGGCAGCGACGGUCGUAGAUCUGGUGGCCGUUCCAGGUCAAGAUCUUUCUCUCCACGUAGGAGAGGCUCGCCGACUUACAGCCCCGUAAAGCGGAGUUAUUCCAGAAGCCGAUCCCGCUCAUAAGGAAGUUAGCCUUAAUGAAGACAUGAUUUGGCUCUGAUAAAGUUCUAUACAAUUAUGUUUUGAUACAAUUUAGUUUUAGGCUUUGAACAGAUAAUUUUGUGUUUUUAAGUGUCAUUUAAAAAAAAAAAUUUGCAAUUGAUAUUCCCCCUGCAAUUUCUCGGGUGGUUUUUGUGAGUGUGGUUUUGUAUCUUCUAAAAUGGUUGACAAAAUCGGAUUUUUUUGUCUGAAAUUGUAUUAUAAUUGAUUAAUUAACACAUUAUGAUGGAUACAUUUGAUUAAAUAUUGUGUAGUUGAUAAGUAACUAA
Molecule: messenger RNA, 1165 nt
Organism: Anthonomus grandis grandis
Lineage: Eukaryota; Metazoa; Arthropoda; Insecta; Coleoptera; Curculionidae
Gene: SF2
Product: serine/arginine-rich splicing factor 1A
Exons: 5
Coding region: 144-860 (238 amino acids)
Cellular component (GO): ribonucleoprotein complex; nucleus; cytoplasm
Molecular function (GO): mRNA binding
Source: RefSeq, a predicted model, not a curated record